Cylindrotheca closterium is the source of this 1545-nucleotide messenger RNA. NCBI's taxonomy places the organism in Eukaryota, Bacillariophyta, Bacillariophyceae, Bacillariales, Bacillariaceae. The record is from the annotation of a GenBank genome assembly.
AUGAACCUACUUCUAUCCGCCACAGCACUCCUUGUGCUUUCUGCCUUUCCAUCGGCAAGCGCUCAGCGAUACCAAUACCGAUGGGAGCCUUCAAUCUCUCCUGCACCGACUGAAACAGCAAUUCCCUCGCCCUCGCCAUCAGAUGUUCCAACAACCACCAUGGCUCCGACCAUUACUGGAAAGCCCACGGUUACGGCAUCUGCACCUCCAACAGUGACCAACAAACCUACGGAUUCACCAACAGAGUCCCCUGCUCCCUCUCCAUCUCCUUCUGAUAUUCCUUCUGGGAGUCCUUCGGCAGCACCAUCUUCGUCUCCAUCUUCAAUUCCAUCCAGCAGUCCCAGUUUUGUUCCAAGUGAUAUGCCAAGUCUGGCUCCUACUCACGUUCCGAGUGCAGUCCCAUCUGUCUCCCCAACAAACCGCCCAACUGUUACACCGCAGCCGAGUAUUCCACCAACCGAAUUUCCCACAAUCACCUCAAAGACUCAAUUUGCCGAGACUGACUAUAUUCUUAGCGACGUUCCCGGAGCUUUGCCGGCAAAGCAACUUGUAACAUUCACAACUGUGGCCAAGGAAGUUCUCCAGUCGAUGGUCGAUAAGGAGGAGUCUGCCAAGAUUGAUAUUUUAUACGUCGAAGUUCUUGACCAAGUAUUCACACCUGCCAAUGGAGAACGUAGACAAUUGAAGAAAGGAGACGAGAAUGGCAUUUUGCAAAUUGCUUUGAAGGUUGCUGCCGAAAUUAGUCCUGGAGACUUUGCUGGAUUUCCCGAGUUGCUCGACUUCAUUGUUCUCAGUACGGAAACAGACAAGGUGAUGGAAGAAAAGUUGAAGAGAGCAAAGGACUUUUAUGGAUUCACCCCAGCAGCUGUAGAGGGAAGUGGAUCUGGAGGAAAGGAAGAUGUUACUUUCUCCAAUGGAGCACUUGCUGGUAUCGCGCUAAGUUGCGUUGCUGGCGUUGCCCUUCUCUUCUACCAUGGCCGAAAGACUCAUUACCGUGUCCUCACCAGAAAGCGUGGAUCUUAUGAUCGAAGUGGUGAAGGGAUUCUUGCCGGAAGCAAUGAUGACUAUAGUGCUGAUGCCUAUGGCAAGAACAGCUACAUUCCAAAAGAUUGGGAUGCAUCUAGUCCACAAUCUGUUGGUGAUGACGGAAGCAAACUUACUUCUUUCUCCACCGAGGCAGUCAUGGGUGGCAAGCCCAGCUCGAAGAGGUCUUUCAAUCCCAAAAAGAUGUUCCGUCGAAGCGGCAAGCAAUCCCCGACUCAGGCCAACGAAGCCAUUCUUGACGACCUUGAAAAGAACUUUUCGGAUAGCAUUCAAAUCACUCAUACAACUUCGGAUAUGGUGAGCCGCUCUAGUACGGGCCGCUCUGGCAUGGGUCGUAGAGAGCCAAGCGCUGCAUCUGAUGCCGCAAUGAUGCCUCCUGUCAUGGAAGAUGAAAGUGGCCAUUCCCGUGGCACUCUACGAUCAAACAACACUCUUGAAGAAAUGACAGCGAUCGAAACCAUUUUGGAGAAUCCUUCGGAUGAACAAACUAGAGGACAUUAA